GUGAAACGACGACGACGACGAAAGUCAAGCGCCGUUCAGGACAUUUUCGCUAGAAAUAGGUUCCGCUUGGUGAGCCCGUCCGGCAUCGAAAAACUGCCCCAAACCGUGUGGAAAAGACUGUGCCUGUCCUGCGGCUCGCAGGUCUACAAUUGCGGUCCGCUGGGAGCACCAUUUUACGACCGAAAAGCGGACCUGCAGUUUCCCUGAUCUUCCCUCCGCCGCGCUCUGGUAAUCCGUGAAAACAGAGACUCCUCUCCGUUUGCCUGCGCCAAAGGUCAUCUACACGGGUAGCCGGAUACGGCAGGACGAACACGGGGAACCGCUUGGAGUUGCUGUAGCCGCCAUCAUCGUCGACGUCGUGGUCGUUUUGUACCGAGGAUAUUUUUGUGAACAAACGGCAUCACCGUGCGCGUGACGUGAAGCGCUCAUCUCAGCAACUUUGUCAUCCAUUUCGGUGCGUCGCCGACUGUGACGGAAGAAGGUACGAGGGGGUGCCGCGUAAUCAAGGGCUAGCGAAAAGAAAAACAACGCAGCUUCCCAUCGCAUUUCUGCCCAAGCGUUGCGUCCCCGAUUCUGCUGCGGAAGCCCGGCGGCAUCCAUGGUAUGGGUUAACGUCCAGCUUCUCAACUGAUCUCAAGGUGCAACAACAAACGCACCCAGAUGCAGCUGCAGUAGUAGCAGCAACAGCAACACAAGCAACAACAGCAGCAUCCCAAGCAGUAGUAAUCUAGUAGGGAAGGUGCAAAAGUCAAAAGAAGAGUACCAGAGAGAGAGCGAGCGAGAAAGAGCAGGAGCGUGAGAGGGAGCGCGAGAGAGAGGGCAGACAGAGGCAGAGUACGGUCGCCUCCAUCCAUCGCCAGCGCGUGGAUCAUCAUCGGGGGCGUGAAAUAAAGGGGUUUAAGCUAGAGGACCGAUUGUGGAGCAGCUUCUACAUGGAAAGUCCACUGCGUCGAAGUGCCCCAGCAUCAGCAAUCCGCGGUACUGUUGGUGUUGUUGUCGCCGCAGAUGCAGGUAUCUGCUAGAAAAUCAAAGUAAUCCACGAGCACGAGAACAACACAAUCCCAGCGCCGCGUGAAUACUCCCCAACGAUGGCCAGUGAUACGGAAGACGAAUUGCGAUCGGCGGUCAAUGGUAGCGGUGGGCCCCUGGCAUCCAGCUCUGUACCCUCAACAUCAACGGGCCGUGCCAGAAGGCUUCGCAAUCGCACCGUCAUCGGUGAUGACAGUGAUGAGGACAACAGUAGCAGCGGUAGCGGGCCGAUUGCAGGACCCAGCAGGCGUCGUCCUCCCGGUGGUGGCAUCGUGAAGAUGGAUCUUGCAUCGGAGAGCUCGGAAUGGGAAUCGGAUUGGAACAGCGACGAGGAGCAGCUGCUGGAAAAGGGUGACAAGGACGAGGUGGCGGCCGUUCUGGCCAGUAAGCUCGGGUACGCCUCGGACGAGUCGAGCGGUGGCAGCAGCAGCGAGAGCGAAAAGUGUCCCAUCUGCCUACUAUCGCUGCACAACCAGCAGGUAGGAGUGCCGGAGGUAUGCGAGCAUGUGUUUUGUGCGGCCUGCAUUGAAGAAUGGUCCCGCAAUGUCUCAACCUGUCCGAUCGAUCGUAAGGAGUUUGCCGUGAUCAAUAUCUUUGCGAACGUGGACCAACGGCAGACCGUGCUGCGCACGUACCGCGUUGAACCGAAAGUGAAUGAGCAGGAUGAGGGAGAAGAAGAUGGCGGUAUGGCUGUUGCGGCCGGUGUGCAACUGCCGACACCCGAGGAUGAGCUGACCUACUGUGAGGUAUGCCGGCUGGCACACAGCGAAGAGACGAUGCUGCUUUGCGAUGCCUGUAACCUUGGAUACCACAUGGAGUGCUUGAAUCCGCCGCUGCUCGAGAUACCAACCGGCUCAUGGUAUUGCGAUUGCUGCUUCGCGUCCGGCACGGAUGAAGACGAUAACGAGCUGCAGGAUUUGCUGAACGAUUUGAACCAGAUCGGCGGCAUGAGAGAGUCCCGGCUGCGGCAGCGUAUCCGCAGUCCACCUCGCAUCGUUCGUACACGCCAAAGUGAGAGGAUUCGAGCGGCCAUCCUCAAUCGGGCACGAGCAGCCGUACGGCUGAACGUCGUACAAAGCUCACCGGAUGCCGCCGUCACGGCGGCGGCUCGUUCCCGUGCCCGCUUAGCAGCCGGUUCCUCCGCACAUGGUGGUAGCAGCAGCAGCAGCAGCCUUGUAGCCGUCACCACGGCUCCUCGGGCUCGGAAAACGGUCAAAAGAAAGCGCCGACGACGUACGCGCCGAAAGCUGCUCAGCAUGAUCAUCUCCGAGUACGACGUCGAUGAUGGUGACGAGGGUGGCCGUGCAGCCGGCGAACCGGGGCAGAAGUUUGCCAUCAAACGCAAGAAACUGUACAGUACGCUACGCAAGCUGCGAAAGAAGCGCGCCAAACGGCGAAAAACAUCGCUCGCCAGCAGUGCCGCUUGUUCGAACAGUCGGAGGCGUGCAGUGGCCGCGACACCAGCCGGCGAGGAGCUUCUUCGUUCCAACAAUGUUGCUGAGGAUGCCGGAGGAAUACAGCGACAGCGGCUCAGUGCCGGUAUAACACCACUCAAAAUCUUCGGUGGACGGAAUGAUUUGGAUUAUUUUAGCGACGAAGACGACGACGAAGGUAGUAGCACGGGUGGUGGUGGUGGUGGAAGAGGUGGAGGCGGUAUAGGUGGAUCUACGCUGAUCGGUUCAGCAGUGAGCAGCCGGCUUCGCAAUCCACUCGGUCAUCGACGAGCACUUAAGAAUGGCUUCGAACGGUUCAGUGCCCCUGGUAUGGCCGAAGCCGGCCAGGUCGACCUACUCGGGAGCAUUCUCGAAAGCCAGGAGCGGUGGCAUUCACGGGAUGGUCUUCGAAAUGUGCGCAUCAACGGAGGAAAGAUCAUUUUCCCGAACGGUGAAUCCUCGAGUCGCACGGAACGAUCCGAUCAUCCUACAAACGAUCAACGAAAUGGUAGCUCAGGACGACUCGAGAUAACUGGAGCGGCAAACACUCCUGGAACCAGUGGUACUGGCAGCGGCCAAACGCCAAUCUCAAUGAACGGUACAACGGGUACGGAUGGAGCCUCCUCGUCGAGUACCACAACAUCAGCGGGUCAUUCCGGCACAGCAUCAGCAUCUGCUGCUGCAGGUGCAGGGGCCGAAAGAAGUAGCGUUGGGCCCUCUGGCUCUCCGCAGGAUAGUUCCAUACCCGAUCCUUCCGAUACAUCCAUCUUUGUAGAUCUUCCACGGCCCGCAACUAGCAAAUCAACGACGUCAGCCGACAAGGGUGAAAAGCGAAAGGAUAGCGAUAAGGAGGACAAGGAGCGCAAGGAGCGCAAGGAUAGCAAUGAGAAGAUUAAACCUAUAGCUGGCCGUUUACCGAAAGGGCUCGGUGGUAACGAUGCACUCGCUGGACCAUCGACCUCGACGACUUCGGCCACUGCGGCCUCCACGGUUGAAAACAACUGUCCCAAUUUCAGCGUUUAUUCCUCGGAGACACUGCACUACGCCAAGGGUACGGUAGAUGGUAGCCAACCGUACGAUCCGCUCGAUAGUGAGCAGCGCACGGAUGAGGAGGAUGAAGGGGGCGAUCGCGACGAGGAUCUGGUGCAGCUGGACGAUGAUGAUCCACUGGGGCAGAGCAACGAGAAGUUGGCAGGCAGUGGAGCAGCCGAAAAUGGAAGAGACACCACCAGAGAUGGUAAUAGUGUCGAGGAGGAGGAGGAGGAGAACGCACACGAUGCCGAGGUAGACGAUGGGACACCGGCACGCGAUGAGUUCGAUUCGGAGAGUGACGAUGAGCUAAAGAAGAUCGAAGCCGAUUCCAACCGGGGUCUGGAUGGACGGAACCGUUCGGGACGAAGCGAUGGAGGAUUGGAUGCACUGACGCCACCGCUCACCACUUCACUCGUGGCUGCCCUCGGUGCAUCCGGGGCCGCGAUGGCAGCUGCAUCUGCUAUCGCCACCGCUAACUUUGGUCCUCCGAUGGGUCUCGGAGCUUCCUCAUCGUCGAAUGGUGGUGCCGGUGCGAGUGCGCCAGUUAGCGCACCAGCCGGUGAUGAUGAUCGUAGCUACACGCCAUGCCUGGAUGAGAAGUAUCAAGAGCGCCGGGAGCUGAACGCCGAUCAGCAGCACGAUGGUGAAGAGGAGGAUGGUGAUCGUGGUAGCUCGUUGCUUAGCUCGUCCGUGCGAUUCCGCAGCCAGGGCAGUGCGAUCGAUUCGGCCGGCAUUGACGGGAUGGACACGGAGCUGAUCUCCGAAGAUGAUGAGGCCACCUUUACUGAGGCGGCCCGGGAAGAUGGAGGUCGUGGUGGUGGUGGUGGUGCCGCUGCGGCUGCUGCUGCUGCUGCUGGGCCUUCCGGUUCCGGCAAAGCGUCUACUUCCCAGGCAGGGGCUAGUACGUCAGGAGUGAAGAAGAAAUCGGGUGUUGCCAGUAGCGAGCUGACGUUUAAGAAGGUCACAAAGAAGGGCCGUGAGCGAAACUAUCGUGAGAAGGAUUCGAAGAAGAAAUCAUCCCGCCGGGGAGGAGGCUCUACGCGCGAUGGUGAUCGUGGAGACGGUGAUGAGCCCGAGGAAGACGAGGAAGAUGAUGAAUACGAUCGCGCAGGUGGUCGUCGGGAGAAUGGUGGAGCGGGUGAGAGUGGUGGAGAAGGAAGCAAAUCGGAACGGCGCAAUCGACAACGUAGACCGAAGCGGAAAGAGCUACCACGGUACGACAUCCGUUCGAUCAUCGCCGAAAAGCGGCCCCGUAUCUACAAGGAUCCGUUUGGUCGGGAUGUGACACCGAAACGACGCUCCCGUACACGAUCACCUCAUCAUCAUCAUGGUCGAGCCUCGCGUAGCCGCUCGCGGGAUCGUGCACGCGCUAACAUUUCGAUCUCCCUCUCACCUGAACCGGCACCACCGAUGGCUGCGGCACGCUCGUCCCGUACCUAUGGUGCUGCAAGUGCACGUCGUCCAGUUGCUCGAUCGCCAUCGCCACGUCAUCGGGGAGGAGGACGAUCACCACUACCGGCUGCGGUGCGUUCUCCACCACCCUAUCGCUCCCGUUCUCGCUCUCGAUCGCGCGGUGGUGCAAUGCGUUCACUUUCGCCACGAUCACCACGUGGACGAUACGCCCGAUCGUUGCGUUCCCGGUCACGGUCCUACUCACGUUCACCAUCACCACUACCGGCGAGUGCUGCAGGUGCUGCUGCUGCUGCUGCUGGCUCCCACCGACAUCGACGUUCACGAUCGCCUCGAUCACGCUCACGAUCACCUGGACUGGGGCACGAGCGAAGAGGUGACCGGCGAUCGAAGAAGAAAUCCAAACGAAAAUCGAAACGGCUAGUGUCGCUGAGUCGCAGUCGAAGCAGAAGCCGUAGCCGAAGCAGAAGCCGUAGUCGAAGCCGUAGCCGCAGUCGCACUCCAGUCGAUCGUCGGGGACGUCGUCUGCAGAAGGUGUCAUCAUCAGCCGCCAUCAGCGGUCGUAGUCGAAAGAAGAAAACGAAACGGGAACGCAGCUUGUCACCGGCACUGGCCGUUCCACGGUCAACGAUGGCGACGUCCAGCAAGAAGCAGAAAAAGAAGAACCGAAAACGAUCGUCCCUAUCGCCGAUCAUGUCCCGAUCCGUAUCUCGGACACCUCCCCCGACGAGCAAAGGACAGCGCCAGCGGGGAUCGUGGACUCCGCCACCACUGCCGACCGGUUCGGGCACCGGAGCAACGAGCGGUGCCGGUGCUAGCCGGGUCAAAACGAACGGUGCCGCCAACCUGACGGUCAUAUUGACGAAUGAAGAAGCGAUCGCCAAGCAGCAGCAGCAACAGCAGCUGUUGCAAGAAGGAGGUAGCAAGGAGCAGCGCAACAGCAGCAGCAGCAAGGCGGCACGGAAGGAAGCUCGUCGCCGGGAGCGUGCCCGUGAGAAGCAUAACCUACCCUCGAAGGAAGUAUUUACAUCGGGUGAUAAUAUUCUUGUAAGUGUUAGCUUUAACGACAAAUCAUCGACAUCGGCAACGGUGACGGGCGGAUCGGCGGGUGGUGGCAAGGAGAGCGCAGGCGGUGAUCACCAUCACCACCAUCAUCAUCACCAUCACGGAGCGACCGGCGACAUAGGAGGUAGCAAUGUGACAACGACCGGAUCCGCUAGUGGUGAUCGAUCGAAGCAACGAUCGAAGGACAACGGUCCCGGUGGUACUUCGAAACGUCAGCGGCCACCGAUGGAUGGCGCCAAGGGUAGCAGUGGCAUUUCCACCACCGGCAAGCGUUUGGAUCGACUUGGCAAGCAACUGCGCGGAGGAGGAGCCUCCGGUGGUCGUGGUUUGGUGGAUGGAGCAACAGCCAAACCGGUGCUCAUUAUCGAUCUGGACGGAUCGCCAUUCCGCGUGCUGACUCCUUCACCGAAGGCCGUGAUCGUGCUGUCCGACAGCGACACCGAGAAGGACAAGGAUCGAGGAGGAGGACGAGCAGGAGGUGCUGCAUCUGGUACGAACGUUGCAUCCGGUCCGGGCGGAACACAGGCAUCAGAGAAGGAUAGCACGGCCGUUGGUGGUGGUAUGCGAAUCGGACAAUCGUUUGGCCAAUCGCUCGGUAUCGUUGUUGAUGCCGGUGGAGCAUCAAGUGCUGGUCCUGGUGUUGGUUCCGGUUCAUCUGGUGUCGUCGCCGCCGCUGCUGGAGGUGGUCCCGUACAUCGCAAGACACCACCGGAUGAUGAUAUGUUUGGACCGAAAACACCACCCGGCUUUCCAACCACUUCUGCCUCUGCUUCUACCGUCGGUAACGCCACCAAUGCCGUAGGUUCCUCUGCUGCUGGUACCGCUGGUGGUGGUGGUCCAUCCUCUCUGUCUUCCUCCACUUCUGUGAUGGGCAACAAGGUGCAGCAACAGGCACCCAAGUUUUCGAUGCAAGUCAAGACAAAAUUGUCCAACGUACGGCCCGUCAACCCACUGUACGACCCCGGAGACCUUGAUGAGGGCAAAGACGAGAGUCCCGAGCGCCAGGAUGGUAGCUGUGCAGCGGCCGGUGAUGCUGUCGAAAGUGCUGCUGGCCAAUCCGGUAUUGGUGCUGGAACGAUUACUGCUAGUGUUGGUGGCCCUGGGGGUCCAAGUGCCUCAUUGCAAACGGGUUAUGGUGCGAUGGCCGUUGGACCGAAUACACCACCGGAACCGGCGCCCCAAUCGCCUUCACCAGAUGUGUACGAUCCGUUUGAACCGACCAAGUCUCCCUCACCUUCGCCAACGGACGGGCGUGAUGGUCAUUCCAUUGGCCGUCUUUCGGAAGACGAGGAUGAUGAUGACGAUGACGAUGAGCGUGAACCAGUCAAGACGACGGUAUCGUCCGCCCGCGAUCAGCAUCCGGGAUCGGCAUCGGAUGGUCUCGUGAACGUUACGGAACGCAACAGUGAGCUGAUGAAUGGGGCCGACAGUGGAUCCCGAACACCGCCGCUUAUGGGUGGCCGGAUGGGUGGCAACGCUGCCAAGGUUACCGUCCUUAGUAACAUCGUGCUCAGCGGAGGACCCCCCAAUGCGGUCAGCUCCAGCGGUGCCAACUCGGACUCGGAUGUGGUGAUCUUCGACGAGUUUACUCAUUCCUCGUCGAUGAAGGGAGCGAAUGCGGCUGCCACUGCCACUGGUGGAACCGGCAACAACAAUGUCAUCGCGAAGCUUCCACUUCCUGGCCAACAGCAGCAACAGGCGGGUGGUGCGGGCAAGUUUGGUGGGGACUUUAUGAACCCAACCGACUCACCGUACUCACCGGGAGCGAGUGAUUUCGAUGAUCUGUUCGAGCCACCAGGACCGGGCGACGUAACCGGUGGGGAUCUUUCACCUCUCGCGAUGCCAUCACACGGUGGUAGCAAGCAGCAGUCCAACCAUCAUCAGCACACAAUGGGCGCCAAUGCGCAGCAAGCUUCAUCGUCGUCAGCGACUGCCUACAAACCUUCGACCUCGAAGAUGCCCACGACGAAGGCGGCCAAAAAGGCUACCAAUCACUUCGAUUCCUUGUUCGGUUCCUCGCCGAACCAUAACGUUGCGGGCAAGGCGGCUGGACGCAACCGAAAGGGUGGUGGUGCACACAAGCGAUCCAAGGGCGGUGCUGCCGGAGGUGGAAAAUCUAACCAAAAAGGAGACCCAGCUGAUGAUGAAGAUCCUUCGAAGCUCACGGUGAAGGAAAAGUUUUUGAAGAAACUCAAUCGUCUCGAGCGUGUCGUCGAGGAGGUCAAAUUAGUGAUUAAGCCGUAUUACAACAAGAAGCAGAUCAACAAGGACGAGUACAAGGAUAUACUUCGCCGAGCAGUACCGAAGAUUUGCCACAGCCGCACCGGGGAGAUCAAUCCAAUCAAAAUCCAAAAACUGAUCAAAGCCUACGUCCGCAAGAUUCGUGGCAAGCGGCGUCUUACUAAGAAAGGUGGCCCUGGUGGUGGUCCCUUAGGUUUAGCGACGGCUAACAAUAACGCCAUUAUCAUUUAGACGAAUGGCGAACGGUGACAACACGGUAUCGUCGUCGUCGUCGUCGAGGAGGUGUACGGUAUGUCAAAUUUUGUAAAAAGUUUUGAUUCGCUUGACUCGCUGUUGUUUCAGCGCGAACAAAAGGGAGAGAAGAAACGUGUGCAAGAACAGCACACCAGAUGAAACGGAAACUCUAUCUUUAUCCAUGAUUAUUCAGAUUAUGAUUAGCAUUAACGGUUCUUAUCAUUAUGUACAAAUCAUCCCAACACUUACUCGAAUGGUACUGCGGGGAAAAAGGUAGAGAGAGAAAUCACACUCGCCUCACAGUGCGAUGCAUCUGGUAGAAACGAGGGUACCUGCUAGGCUACUAGUAUGGUGUGUGCGACGUGUGUAUCAGCCUAAAUGGUGCAGUUUUAGAUGAAUGUUAGUUUUCUCCAUUUAUAUUAUUUUGCGAAUUUUAAUUAUUCUUUUCUUAAAAAAAUACUAAGAGGGUUUUGUGCGAGUGUUUAGAGUAAGAGGAUGCAUAACCUAGACAGUCGACAUGAUUGUGCGUCGUGUAGGUGGAAAAAGGAACCUAGAAAGUGUGACAAUGUGUGGAGCGAGAGAUAGAGAGAAAAGUAAUGUAUAAAAAUGAAGAAAAUAUGAACCAAUUCUAAUUUUGAAAACGAGAAACCCCCAAAUCAGAACAAAUGAAGAAGGUUGAGCGAGGGAGAGAGCGCGCGUGAAUCAUGGUAGAAGUGAUGGUUCAAAACUAUGGUCUAAAUGACUCAAGAACAUUCUCUUGCUUUCCGCUGCUUAACGCGGGUAAGAGUUUGGCAUUCAACUACCAAAAACUGAGCUCCAACACUCAAAGGCUCAGUCUUGGGGUCAACGAUGCGAAAGCGAGACUCGAACGAUUGCACAGCGAUCGUACCAGGGCCACAAUCUUUGCAGAACAAACGUUAAUGCUUCAUGAAGGAGUGGAUGGUAGCUUGAAAGUAGUAAAUUGCCAACCUCGAUGCAAUGCAGAUUACAUCGCGGAUGCUAUGCUUUGAGUUACACAAAUGAACCGGACUGGAACGAGGAAUCAUUAGAGUUACGAUAUUUAUAUUGAAAAAAUGGUAAGAUUGAUUGUAUUAUAGGCCAACUGAUAGCGGAAGAAAAAUGUGUAAAAUGUAUGGGGAGAAGUCAUAACAUAAUCUCCGCUUCCCUGAGCUGCCUCAGCUAAUAGGAAGCUGCAGAAAGAUAGACAACCAGCAGAUGAGAAGGUUCCGCUUGAUGCUGAUCAUUCUCGAAACGGAGCAUUAGUGGUAACCGCGAUCGGCUAUCAUCGGAGUGUGAUCUUGCAUUCUCUAGAUAUCCGUACGUAUACAUAUAUUCAUGCAUAAGAUGAUGAUUACUGCACUGCACCGCUACAAAACACUCAAUACACACAGAAACACUAGCAUAUACACACUAGCAAGAGUACUCCCUAUUGUUCCGUAAGCGUCAGAACAUACCGGCACACGAUUAAAUGAUAAGCUAAAAGUAGUACGUUGUUAAGUAGCGAAAACACUAAGAAACGGGAUGAAAGGCGAAACACAACACAGACAGAGUCAGAUAGUGGGGUAACCGAAUAUCCAUGCUCCACGCUCGCUGGUUGGCAUAUAGAACACAAGGACAGCAGUGCUCCACUUGCUGGGUUACCCAAGAAUGCCGAGAAGUCAAUUGUAGCCAAAUGAGCAAGGAGCUGUAGCUGCCGAAUGCAAUACCUUUCUCAUAAAUCCUUCGACAUUAAGUCUUCGUUUUCUUCGUCGCCCGUUCGCUACGGUGACCGCGAGGCCUGCGAAUUGAGAUGGUACACCAUCAUGGUCUUGGUCAUUAUCAUCGUCAUCAUCAUUUUUCUUCUACGCUACCAAGACACCGUUCAUCACCGCCCGCGUGGCGUGGCAGAAAGAAAUUUGUGGUUUAAUAAAGCUAGCCCUUAAGUGAUAUAAAGUAAAGCAAAAUGGUUGUGUCUUGGAUAUUGGUCCUGUUAAGUGGCAUCCGAUCAUCAACAGUCUCCUUUGAUUUUUG
Molecule: messenger RNA, 10454 nt
Organism: Anopheles darlingi
Lineage: Eukaryota; Metazoa; Arthropoda; Insecta; Diptera; Culicidae
Product: pneumococcal serine-rich repeat protein-like
Exons: 4
Coding region: 1089-8441 (2450 amino acids)
Source: RefSeq, a predicted model, not a curated record